AUGAAUAUAACUUUUGACACUCGAUUAAGUCAAAGUUUGGCGUUGCGCCCGUCGGUAAUUAUUGAAGAUUCUAUCGAUGAAUGUUUAGUCGAUCCGAAUUUAAGUGUAUCGGCGAUGAUCGACCAGUACGAUAUUUCGACAAAAAUUGAUAUAGAGAAAAAGUUGACGAAAAAGGAUUUGAUUUGUGCUGUAUGCGGUGCCCAUGCCUUUGGCUAUAAUUUUGAUCAGAUUACAUGUGAAAGUUGUAAAGCUUUCUUUCGACGCAAUGCCUUGAAGAAUUUGAAAGACUUACAAUGUCGACAUUCUGGUACUUGUAAUAUAACAGCUGAAACGCGUCGACACUGCUCUCACUGUCGGAUUAAGAAGUGUUUUGCAGUAGGUAUGAGAAAAGAAUGGAUACGAAGUGAAGAAGAAAAACAAAAACGACGCGGUCAAUUGAAACACACUCGUCGUCAUAAGUUAUCUCCGGAACAUAUUAAAAAGACACCUGCAUCUCAGUCUAUAUGUCCAUACUAUUCGUCAAAUUUGACUUCACUCGAUCGCGUCCGUUUGAAUAAUAUUACGCAUUGUUAUGAUCAAUUCAGUCGUGAACCAAGUACAUUGUGCAUGUGCAUGUCUCGUCCCCCCGAAAGCCUCAAAUUACGUAUUCAUGAAUUCUACGAGCGAAAACGACCAGUCUUUGUUAAUCUGAUCAACUAUUUUAAACAGUUACCAGAAUUACAAGCGCUUCAUGUUGAUGAUCAAGUUCACUUAAUCAAGCAAAAUCUUCGUCUGAUUGGUCCUUUAAACUAUGCGCUCAUCAGAACAUAUAAGACUCAAUAUGCCGUUCCAAAAAUCGAAACAAUUGGUUGUGUAAAUAACGCUAAUAUUCAUUGCAUGUAUCGUUCAUUGGCAGAUAUAUUUUUGGGAUUCACUGAAUAUGAUCCAAUUAUUCUAAAGAUAUUCCUUAUUAUUUUAUUCUUUACAACUGAUGCUGUCACAACAACAUCGAUCUAUCAAAUCACGCAAUAUGAGCAAUCGAAGCGUAUUAAAGAAAUCCAAUAUUCAUAUUUAGAAUUGCUAUGGCUGUACAUGCUGGACAGAUUCGGCGAACGAGAUGCAAUAGUUUUGUUUACAAAGAUGAUAACGAAAUACUUGCACAUCCAAACAUCGAUAUCGAGCAUUGAAAAAACACACACACAUCAUCACGAUCAAGAUAAUCAAUUUCUAGUUAACCAUGCUAUCAAAGAAUAUGGUUUACGAUUCAAACAAGCAAUUGUCGAUGCCAUGAAGAGAAUCGAUGAACUUGCGAUCAAUUGUCCACCUACUAGUUUUUUCUACAAUGGUUCAUGUUAUUUUUAUCUACCACCGAAACAAUUGGACACUCUAAACGGAAUCGGUUUGGGUGAUGUAUCCGCUGACGAAGCUUCUGCACGGUGUCGCUUCUUCCGUGCAAAACUUUGGGAUAUCGAAACAGUGAAUGAAUUUGAUUAUGUUAUUGGACGGAUCUACAAUCAAAUGCAAUCCUUUGAUAGUCCUCGUAUUGCUGUUAAUUUCACGCAGGGAAAACAUGUAUUAAAACUUUACAAGAGAAUGGGCGAACAGCAGUUUUUAACAGUUGGUAACAUUAAUGAUUAUUCAUUGAUUUAUAAAUCUCUACCUGAUGUACCGGCAGCAAAUACAUGUUUGAUUAUUGAUAUUAGCAAAGCAACUCGACGAGUAUCUUUGGAAGAGAAGUUUCGUUUAGAACGUCGAAGUAAUCACUAUAUUUGUAAAAUGAAAAUCAACAGUUGCUAUAAUAAUACACGUUGUGGACGGCAUGGAACAUGCAAAAAUUUGAUCGUGAAAUACACAUGCUCACGUGGCGCCAUCUACAUUGAAAAAAUGUUACAUGAAUUAAUUAAUUCUAAUAAUAUCUGA
This is a messenger RNA of Adineta ricciae, 1899 nucleotides long. NCBI's taxonomy places the organism in Eukaryota, Metazoa, Rotifera, Eurotatoria, Adinetida, Adinetidae. The record is from the annotation of a GenBank genome assembly.